UAUUUGUUAUUUGAUUCUAUUCGUUAACUGACAAAAUUUUAAAGUUCUGAUCAUUCAGCAUUGUAAAUUUACGCUCUUAUCAUUAGAUACAUUGUAUAAAAUAUUAUUUUAUGACUAUUAUUGAUUGACAAUUAACUUUUUUAUUUCAUAAAUAUACAUCGGGGAAAUUCCAAAAGUUAUGAGUUUCCUAGCAGCUGUGUUAGCCUCGGCAGGUGAGGUUGAAAUGACAGACUUGGAUAAAAAUGUAUCGGAACUUAAGCACAAAAUCGCUAACCUUGAAUAUGAUAUCAAAGAUGCGAUGGAACAGCGUUACAUGAAGUUUGCCGUUGUGUCCAGGGAUGCAGCCUCAUUGUUAGAUACUGCUCAGUCCUAUUCAAGUCAAAUCAAUAAUUUAAUAUCUCGGAUUGAUAAUCAAACAAAGCGAGAAGUUGCAGAUGCAAUGUGUGAUUUAAAAAUGUUUAAAUCUACAUUAGAAGAGAGCAAGUUCAGCUUAGAUGUUAUCGAACAAGUGCUUGUUGUUAGUAUGAAUCUUAUGCAUGAUAACCAAGCAAAAUUAUUAUUGGUUGAUAGAAUAAAAAACUUACAAACUGCAAAAGAAAUAUUGUUAAAUAAUGAACAAUUAUCUAAAUUGAAUGUAUAUAAACAUUUAAUGCGUGAACAUCAAAGGCUUACAGAUGUCUUACAUUCUAAUUGUGUCACAUCAUGGAGAAAACAAAUUGAAUGGGAAGAAAAUACUUUAGAUGACCAAGAAUCCUGGAAAACUACAUUAAAAAUAUCAGGCAAUAAAGAAGACAUCUGUGAUAGUAUAUACGGAUUACAAUACUUUGAUGCUUUAGACGCCGAAGUAAAAGAAUUUGCCAAUAAGCUGAUGAAUUUAAUAAUAACACCAAUAAUCAUUCAGAAUUACGAAGUUUCUGUUAGCCGAACUAUGCAUUAUUCUACAUUGACGUUAAAAAUUUCAAAACAUGACGAUGGUUUUUUAUUUACUAUUAUAAAUAAACUUAAAAAAGUUUUGGAGUUUUUGAAGAUUAUGCUGCCUACAGAUAUAGAUAACGUUCAAAUUAUGCCUUAUUUAGGAUCUUAUAUAAAUCAGCCUUUUUGUAACAUUUUCAAUAGUGUUGCAUUGUUUAAUGCUGUACCCGUUAAACAUAACCAGCUUGAAGAUUUUCAAGAAGAGUUAAAAGCAGUAUACGAGUUUAAUAAUUAUUUAAACAAAUUAGGUAUUUUUGAGGAGUUCAAUAAUGACAUAAUCAAAAACAUAGAAAACAUUGAUCAAAUAUUUUUUGACAAAGUUAGCCAAGUGUAUUAUGAUAAAGCUAGGAGUAUUAUAAAAGAAGAUUUGCAUGACCUAAUUGAAGUUAACAAUGAAAGGCAAUGGACAUCUGAAGAAGAUACUAAAGAUGACAAUGGCUUUUGUCAACAUUUUUUUGCAUAUCCACAAAGUAAAGUGAGCAAGUCAUUAUUAGAAUUACUGAAUCUUAUAGACACCAUAACAUCAGAAAUGUCAAGCACAUCAGAAAGCAGUGCAUGGCGUUAUCAUGAUAUACUUAACAACAUUACGAUUAUGUAUUGUGACAUGAUACCACUUCAGCAUUGUAAAACAUUAGAACUGCAUCCUCAGCAGUCUGCUAUUCUUUACAAUAAUAUAAUGUAUUUUACGCGUAAAUUAGCUGAAAUGAGUCCAAUUUAUAAAAACCUUCUCAUUGUUCAUUUACUUGAAAAAUUAAAAAAUUUAGCAAGUGAAAUAUUACACACUCAAUGCAAGCAACAAAUUAUACAGAUGGAAAAAACUGUUAACCAAUCAGAUCUUCUUGCAAUGGCAGUAAAUUCAAAUUUAGGUUAUUCAGUUGAAAAAAGCAUUGGCGAGUGCUAUAAUCAUCUUUCAGUUUUAAGCGGAUUGUGGAAAAACAUUUUGCCAUCUACAGUUUAUUGUAAAUUCAUGGGAUACUCUUGUAAUGGACUAUUUGAGUGUAUUAUCAGUAUGAUGUUUAAAUUGCAAGAUAUAUCAGCAACGUCAGCUGGACAGUAUUCAAAUAUAUUCAACAAAAUUAUUAAAGAUGUUCCAAUCUUAUUCCCAGAACCAAAAGAAGUGCAUAGAUAUAUACCUAAAUGGUGGCAAUUAAAUGAAUUAGUUUAUGUUCUGAGUUCCAGUAUGAAAGAUAUUGAAAAUCGAUGGGCAGAUGGUAAAGGACCAUUGGCUAAUGAAUUGACUGUGGAACAAAUUAAAGGUUUAUUGAAAGCUUUGUUUCAAAACACUGAUCGGAGAGCAGCUUUACUAAAACAUAUUAUGGCUACUUCAAAAACAUAAGAUAUUGUAGUUUGUUUCAAGUUUUUAAUUUGAAUCAAAAAAAAACUUGAGAGUCAUACUUUUUUAUAUUAUGAAAACUAUGUUUUUUAUAUUCUGUUAUGUGAUUUGUAUUUAACGUUAUUUGAUGCAGUAAAUUACUGAUUUAUAAAUGUCACUUUUUAAAAUUUAACAGAGGUAUAAAGU
Molecule: messenger RNA, 2491 nt
Organism: Adelges cooleyi (spruce gall adelgid)
Lineage: Eukaryota; Metazoa; Arthropoda; Insecta; Hemiptera; Adelgidae
Gene: Zw10
Product: centromere/kinetochore protein zw10 homolog
Exons: 10
Coding region: 179-2308 (709 amino acids)
Biological process (GO): endoplasmic reticulum to Golgi vesicle-mediated transport; mitotic spindle assembly checkpoint signaling
Cellular component (GO): RZZ complex
Source: RefSeq, a predicted model, not a curated record